UCCCAUCAGACAAGUCUGUAAGAAGUAGAACGGCAGACCGGAGCCGCUGGUAAAGCAAGACGUAAGCACCGGGUGAGCUUGGGUUGAAUCCAAACAUUCAUUCUACCAGAUCGUCUCUAGGCUUUCACUCGGACCUCGAAGGUGAAUCCAGAGGGAAGAGAGAAGACCGUUACAGAAGGAGGCCGGUUUGUGUGUUAGUCUGCUACUUGUUGGGAGCCGUUGGAGGACAUUUGGCAGACAUCUUGUUCUGGGAAGGUCAUAACCACAAACCAUCCAGGAGAAUGUUGCUAUUGGGAUGACCUUUGUGACCUCACCAUUGCCCGCCCCCGUAAAGAUCAACCACCAAUCAGGAACCCUGAGGGAUGUGGUUGGCUGGUUCCAGUGAUGGACAGGUGACCAGCCAGACCUCUAGCUGCACCCUCCUGCUCUAAUUCCCCCUCUCCUUCCCCCCUCCCCUCCCUCCCUGGCGUGCAGUGCCAGCUCCCCCCACCAGGACGGAGACCCCCCACAUCUCUGCCAUGGUGACAUAAUCAGCAACACAGCAUGUGGGAGAACCAAUAUGGUGAAACCGUCUCAUUUCUAUCCCCAGUAGCUGCUCAAGCUGCUGCUGCUACUGUUACUGCUGUGGAUUACGAACCAGAAGACUGGAAAAAACAACACUGACUUGGGACUGAUUUAUUUCUGCUAAGCCUACCCUAGGCUAGCCUACACUAUCCUGUCCUACCCUACCCUACCAACAAGCCCGUUUCGGUCAGUAGUUCAGCCGGGUUAGGUGUUGGACGUGACGAUGCUGGGAUGUGUGUCCCGCCUGCGUCGGCUGGUCCGUCUUGUCCGCCACCUCCCCCUCCAGACCUCCCUGCUCCUCCUCUUCCUCUUCUGCACCGUCAGCGUCUUCGUCUCCGCGUACUUCCUGUACGGUGCAAAACAGGAGCUCGAGCACUCAGGAGGGGGCGUGGCUGGUGGCGAGGUGGCGUCGGCAGUCUACGAUGACCUCCGGGUGAGCCCGUCGCGCCUGCUCCCAUUGCGGGCGGUGUCUGGGGGGCCCGGGGGCGAAGGAGGGGUGAGGACAGACCCUGUGGUGCUGGUGUUUGUAGAGAGCCAGUACUCUCAGCUGGGCCAGGAUAUCGUGGCCAUCCUGGAGUCGGGACGUUUCCGGUACCGGACGGAGAUCUCUCCCGGUAAAGGGGACAUGCCCACGUUAACUGAUAAGGAGCACGGACGCUUCACGCUGGUCAUCUAUGAGAACAUCCUGAAGUACGUUAACCUGGAUGCCUGGAACAGAGAGCUGCUGGACAAGUACUGUGUGGAAUACGGAGUGGGCAUCAUCGGCUUCUUUAAGGCCAAUGAGAAUAGCCUGCUGAGUGCCCAGCUCAAAGGCUUCCCCCUCUUCCUCCACUCCAACCUGGGCCUGAAAGACUGCACGGUCAACUCCAAGUCCCCCCUCCUCUUCAUCACGCGCUCCGGCCAACCCCUCCCAGGCCCCCUCCCCGGUGACGACUGGACCGUCUUUCAGUCCAACCACUCCACCUAUGAGCCCGUCCUCCUGGCCAAGACCCAGUCCGCAGAGAGUGUCCCCUCACUGGGUACGACGGUCGCACUGCUUCCCUCCGUGGUGCAGGACCUGGGGCUCCAUGAUGGGAUCCAGAGGGUUCUGUUUGGGAACAACCUCAACUUCUGGCUGCACAAGCUGGUGUUUGUGGACGCGGUGGGCUUCCUGACGGGAAAGAGGCUCUCUCUCUCCCUGGAGCGACACCUACUGGUCGAUAUAGAUGACAUCUUUGUUGGGAAGGAGGGCACGAGGAUGAAGGUGGAUGAUGUUAAGGCCCUGUUGGAGACCCAGCGAGAGCUGCGUAACCAUGUACCCAACUUCACCUUCAACCUGGGCUAUUCAGGGAAGUUCUUCCAUGCAGGGUCAGAUGAGGAGGACCUGGGGGAUGACCUGCUCCUCUCCUACAUCAAGGAGUUCUGGUGGUUCCCCCACAUGUGGAGCCACAUGCAGCCCCACCUCUUCCACAACCAGUCAGUGCUAGCCGAACAGAUGCUGCUCAACAAGAGGUUCGCUAUGGAGCACGGUAUCCCCACUAACAUGGGCUAUGCGGUGGCACCCCACCACUCUGGAGUGUACCCGGUCCACCUGCAGCUGUACGAUGCCUGGAAGAAGGUGUGGGGCAUCAGGGUGACCAGCACAGAGGAGUACCCCCACCUCAAACCUGCCCGCUUCAGACGGGGAUUCAUACACAGUGGUAUCAGCGUCUUGCCCAGGCAGACAUGUGGCCUGUUCACGCACACCAUCUUCUAUAAGGAGUACCCAGGCAGUCCCAACGAACUGGACAAACUCAUUAACGGAGGAGAGCUGUUCCUCACUGUUCUACUCAACCCUAUCAGUAUCUUCAUGACCCACCUGUCUAACUACGGUAACGACCGACUGGGCCUGUACACCUUUAAGAGCCUGGUGGCCUUCCUGCAAACCUGGACCAACCUGCGGCUGCAGACCCUGCCUCCCAUCCAGCUGGCCCAGAGAUACUUCAGCCUCUUCCCUAACGAGAGAGACCCACUCUGGCAGGAUCCCUGCGAGGACAAAAGGCACAAGGACAUCUGGUCAAAAGAGAAGACAUGCGACCGUUUCCCCAAGCUGCUUGUCAUUGGGCCUCAGAAGACAGGUUCUACAGCCCUCUAUCUGUUCCUGGGCAUGCACCCUGACCUGACCAGUAACUACCCCAACAAGGAGACCUUUGAGGAGAUCCAGUUCUUCAACGGACACAACUACCACAGAGGCAUCGACUGGUACAUGGAGUACUUCCCCCUGCCCUCCAACACCAGCUCAGACUACUACUUUGAGAAAAGUGCCAACUAUUUUGACUCUGAGGUGGCAGCGGAGCGGGCGGCUGCCCUCUUGCCUAAAUCCAAGAUCAUCACCAUCCUCAUCAACCCAGCUGACCGCGCUUACUCCUGGUACCAGCACCAGCGCGCUCAUGACGACCCAGUGGCUCUGAAAUACUCCUUCCAUGAUGUUAUCGUGGCUACCCAUGAUGCCCCGGUGAGAUUGCGUGUGCUCCAGAACCGUUGCUUGGUUCCGGGCUGGUACGCCAUCCACCUGGAGAGAUGGCUCAACCACUACCACUCCAGUCAGGUCCUGGUUCUGGAUGGGCAGCAGCUGAAGACUGAGCCGGCCUCAGUCAUGGACAGGAUCCAGAGGUUUUUAGGCCUGGUCAACACGGUCAACUACCACAGGAUCCUAGCGUUUGACCCCAACAAAGGCUUCUGGUGUCAGCUGCUGGAGGGAGGGAAGACCAAGUGUCUGGGGAAGAGCAAGGGGGGGAGGUACCCUGACAUGGACCCAGAGUCCCAGUUGUUCCUCAGGGAGCACUACAGGGAUCAAAACAUAGCAUUAUCUAAGCUGCUGUACAGGAUGGGCCAGCCCCUGCCCAGCUGGCUCCGAGAGGAACUGGUCCAUACCAGGUAGCAGGGGGAGGGGGACAGCUCAGCGGACUGUACCACAGCUUAACCACCCCCUAUAUGGAGGAGUAUGAUAUGAAUCCCCUGGAGGAUCCAUAGGAGGGUAAGAAAGGGGUGUGUUCUGAUGAAGGCCUCUCCUUCUGUAUGUGCUCUUCAUAAGAGGGAAGAACAGGGAGGAAGGGAGAGCAGGGAUGGUGACCUGUGGUCGAUGAGUCUACAAUGGCUCAUAACCUAGGCCCUAAGUGCACUCCUCUCUCUCCCUAAAUUGUACCUCCCCUUGAAAUACCACCAUCCUUACUUGGUACAUUCUAUGAAGAGACUACCCACAAGACUGUGCCACCUCUUACAGAGGUGGAGGGGUGUGAAGGUACCGGUACAGAUAGGAUGGGAUGGAGAGGAGGGUGUGGUCAACCCUCAUCCCCUCUCUUUGACUAUCCCUUGCGUUCCUCACAUGGACUUGGACCUUACUCUUGAGAGGAACUGGAGGAUGAAGAGGAAGAGUGAGACUUGCCUAGCCUGCACAGUACCAGUCAUUUAAGGCUGGGUGAGGUGACAAAAGGGCAGAUAUUACACUAGAGCAGAGAUCAAUUAGUACUUGAAUCAAUUAAAGAACGAAUGCCAUUAGUUGAAAAUGCCUGUGGUUUCUAUCUAAAAACCAUAGGGGGGUGGUAUGAUGUAUAUUGACUCAGGCUACAGGUGUGAUGUGGUCUUAUUCACUAGGCCUUUAGACACUAGACAUGAACACAUUUACCAGUGCCCUGACAGAGUCUUCACCACUACAUUACCUGGCCUAUUGACAGUUCUUAUUUUUUAAGAUUGGGAUUUGGAGACAUGUUAUUGUAAAAGGUGACCAGAAACACAUUUUGCUUCGUUUCUGUUUCAGAUGGGUUUGCAUACACAGCACAGGAAGUGUCAGGCAGACAGCCAGGCUGCACACAUUGAAAGCACAAUAUGCAAAGUAUUGGUACAUCUCAUAAAUAGACAUUACAGAUACACACAUAUUCUAAUUUAUCAGGUUGUCUGAAAGCACAGUCAUUCUAAUUAACAGCUUGCCUGAAAGCGCAGUCAUUCUAGUUAAAUAGGUUGUCUGAAAGCUCAGUCAUUCUAAUUUUACAGCUUGUCUGAAAGCACAGUCAUUCUAGUUUAAUAGGUUGUCUGAAAGCACAGUCAUUCUAAUUAACAGCUUGUCUGAAAGCACAGUCAUUCUAGUUUAAUAGGUUGUCUGAAAGCACAGUCAUUCUAAUUAACAGCUUGUCUGAAAGCGCAGUCAUUCUAGUUUAAUAGGUUGUCUGAAAGCACAGUCAUUCUAAUUAACAGCUUGCCUGAAAGCGCAGUCAUUCUAGUUAAAUAGAUUGUCUGAAAGCUCAGUCAUUCUAAUUUUACAGCUUGUCUGAAAGCACAGUCAUUCUAGUUUAAUAGGUUGUCUGAAAGCACAGUCAUUCUAGUUUAAUAGGUUGUCUGAAAGCACAGUCAUUCUAAUUAACAGCUUGUCUGAAAGCGCAGUCAUUCUAGUUUAAUAGGUUGUCUGAAAGCACAGUCAUUCUAAUUAACAGCUUGUCUGAAAGCGCAGUCAUUCUAGUUUAAUAGGUUGUCUGAAAGCACAGUCAUUCUAAUUAACAGCUUGUCUGAAAGCGCAGUCAUUCUAGUUUAAUAGGUUGUCUGAAAGCGCAGUCAUUCUAGUUUAAUAGGUUGUCUGAAAGCGCAGUCAUUCUAGUUUAAUAGGUUGUCUGAAAGCACAGUCAUUCUAGUUUAAUAGGUUGUCUGAAAGCACAGUCAUUCUAAUUAACAGCUUGUCUGAAAGCGCAGCCAUUCUAGUUUAAUAGGUUGUCUGAAAGCACAGUCAUUCUAAUUAACAGCUUGUCUGAAAGCGCAGUCAUUCUAGUUUAAUAGGUUGUCUGAAAGCGCAGUCAUUCUAGUUUAAUAGGUUGUCUGAAAGCGCAGUCAUUCUAGUUUAAUAGGUUGUCUGAAAGCGCAGUCAUUCUAGUUUAAUAGGUUGUCUGAAAGCGCAGUCAUUCUAGUUUAAUAGGUUGUCUGAAAGCGCAGUCAUUCUAGUUUAAUAGGUUGUCUGAAAGCGCAGUCAUUCUAGUUUAAUAGGUUGUCUGAAAGCGCAGUCAUUCUAGUUUAAUAGGUUGUCUGAAAGCGCAGUCAUUCUAGUUUAAUAGGUUGUCUGAAAGCGCAGUCAUUCUAGUUUAAUAGGUUGUCUGAAAGCUCAGUCAUAACACAGAUAUUACAGUAUGUGAAGUCGGUCCCACGUUAAACAAAGUACAACUUAUGAAGGCUUUAUAUAGUAUACUUAAAGGCUUCAUAGGCACUACGAAAAUGCUUCACAAAUCAUCUAUAAUCAUAUUUCAUACUCUAAAUGGUGUAUAAAAGGUGACUACACUUCCCACUGUAGGAUGAAUUGCCAAAUGUGACAUAACACACUGUAUGCUUAUACACCAUUCAUAGUGUCAUACGCUAAUUUUGAAGCGUUUAUGUAGUGUUUAUAAAGCCUUAAUGUAUGCUCUUUCAAGCGUUUAUAAGUUGUACUUUGUUUAAAGUGGGAACGUGAAGUCUGACAUAAGCUAAGUUUAAAUGCACUCCAGUCCAUCAGUCAUCUGCAGUGUGAGGAUUAUUUUUAAUAAAUCCUUAUUUUGAAUGUUCCAUUUAAUUUGUUUUAGCAGUUGUUCAUAGUAUUUCUGAGUUGCAUCAGGGAGAAUCUAAAUCAUGAACAUCUGACAUAGUCAGUAUGGCCCAAGUUAUAGUAGUAGUUGUAACUCAGACAUUAGUCACAUGGUACUACCACUGCAAGCAUACAUAACAAAAAGCUGCUCUUACCGCAAUACUUUUGUACAACGUUGUUCAGACGUAAUAACAACGCACAUGCUGUUUGUUUCUUUCCUGACUCUGUAAUCUAAUGUUAUAGACAUCAAUUAUUGAAUGCGAUUGAGGUGAAACUCUUUCAGCCCCCUCUCAUAAUGCAACGAAAGAGAUAUUCAGUGAGACAGAAUCAUCCAGGUAGUAUUGAAUUGUCACUACUAUGGAUCUUAAUAUAGUGCCAUCUGCUGAAGUCCCGACAGAUGUCUUUCAUCCUCUGUUCAUACGAACGUUCCUCCCCUCAACUACCCCCUCACUGCCAAUUGUUGUACAGAGCUCCUUGAUUUCUUUAUUUAAAGUAUUAUUGACAUGAUAAUAACACAAUAACAGCAAUGAUGGUACUAAUCUCCCCGGACUGUACGAUAAAGACUUGUAAUUGUUGUCAAUCAUUUUUACAGUGUAACUAAUAUUGUCAGUGCUUUUUAAUUAGCAAAUAAAACCACUUGAUUUUUUAUA
Molecule: messenger RNA, 6768 nt
Organism: Oncorhynchus keta (chum salmon)
Lineage: Eukaryota; Metazoa; Chordata; Actinopteri; Salmoniformes; Salmonidae
Product: bifunctional heparan sulfate N-deacetylase/N-sulfotransferase 1-like
Exons: 18
Coding region: 788-3463 (891 amino acids)
Cellular component (GO): Golgi apparatus
Molecular function (GO): deacetylase activity; heparan sulfate N-sulfotransferase activity
Source: RefSeq, a predicted model, not a curated record